AUGACAGCCGGGACAGUGGUUAUCACCGGGGGGAUCUUGGCGACUGUGAUUCUGCUCUGUAUCAUCGCGGUCCUGUGCUACUGCCGGCUCCAGUACUACUGCUGCAAGAAGGACGAGUCGGAGGAGGACGAGGAGGAGCCCGACUUCGCCGUGCACGCGCACCUGCCCCCCCUGCACUCCAACCGCAACCUUGUGCUGACCAACGGGCCCGCGCUCUACCCGGCCGCCUCCACCUCCUUCAGCCAGAAGUCCCCGCAGGCCCGCGCCCUCUGCCGCAGCUGCUCCCACUACGAGCCGCCCACCUUCUUCCUGCAGGAGCCCGAGGACGAGGGCGUGCGCAACGGCGGGGAGCGCGUCGCCUACACGAGCAUCAGCCAGGAGGACGUGGAGCUGCCGCCCGGGAGCGUCGGGGCCCUGCAGGUGCUCAAUCCCAACCGCCUGUCGGCCAUGCGGGAGGCCUUCUCCCGCAGCCGCAGCAUCAGCACUGACGUCUGA
Hippopotamus amphibius kiboko is the source of this 495-nucleotide messenger RNA. RefSeq names its product family with sequence similarity 163 member B (gene FAM163B). NCBI's taxonomy places the organism in Eukaryota, Metazoa, Chordata, Mammalia, Artiodactyla, Hippopotamidae. Bases 1 to 495 code for a protein of 164 amino acids. The transcript has 2 exons. The record is from RefSeq and is a predicted model, not a curated record.